UUCAAACUUGGCAACUUGGCAACAACGUUUCUGUCCUCGUCCGGACUUCGGAGUCUUAUCAGUCAUGUUAAUCGUCUAAAAGUAAUUUAUUCUAAUGUUUUUGGACCAAUAAAGUUUAUAUCUGUUUCGUGGGAUGGAGGGAAGAGUUAUCGGGCCAGGGCCGUACAGGGCGACGAAGCUGUGGAAUGAAACUAUUCAACUCUUCCGUGGAGGCAUGCCGUUAAGAAGACACUGGAUACAUUUCCGCUACUAUGAUUGCACUUUCUCAGGAUCCGAGGCUGUGGAUUAUCUCCAUCAGCUUCUCCGGCACAACUGCAACUUUGGGCCAGAGGUGACUCGCUACCAGACUUUACAGCUGCUCAAGAAGUUCCUCAAGGCCCAUGUCAUUGAAGAUAUUAAGGGACGCCAUGGUACUGAGGAUUUUCAAGAUAACGGUCAUUUGUACAGAUUCCCCGCUUUAUCUCCCCUUAAGUCUUUGCCAUCGAGAUCUCUGUCUCGAAACAGAACUGACUUGCCAAGACUCAUCCGCUGGGAUGACUAUGAGGAAUUACCACAGCAGGAGAACGUGCCCCCUGUGAAGUCCACUAUUAUGACUUCUGACUUUUGGAACAAAAGGCACAGCGUAGCAAUUGGUGAUGUGCAUGAAUGCAAACUCAUUCGCAGAAAAGAUAUUACUCCGAAGCAAGUAGACAACACCUGGAAAUCAAUGACAGCUUCACAUUUGCAGCGAGUGCUGGGUUUAACGACGUUGGAUGGUGUAUUAAAUCCAGCACACGUGAAAGGCAAAUAUAUAGUUCACAACGUCUUCAACAUCAAUAAGUCGGGCAUAGUUGUGUUGGAGAACAACGAAGACGACAUGCCCUACUGGGUGGUGUCAGCAAUGAAAUGUUUGGCCAACUGGCCUAAUGGCAAUGACGCCAAACAACCAGUUUACCCAGGAUUUGAGAGGGAUAUCCUGAAAACAGUAGCCGACUACUAUCAGCGACUCAAAGAACCACUUCUGACUUUCCAUCUUUAUGAAGUGUUUGUCAACAUUCUCAGUCUGCUACAGGAGCAAGACAUGGCCACCGAGGCUCUUCAACUCAGCACUCUUUUGCUUCCGCCACCCAAUCGACGGCAUCUUCAGCUAUUGCUGAGACUCAUGGCACGGGUAUCCCAGAACCCUCAUCUGCCACUACUCAAUGACACUAUUGCCACCCGCACACUGAUGGUACAAAUGUUCUCGCAAUGCGUUUUGGGCUCCCCGGAUGAGAUGGACUUGGAUGAGCUGCUUGCCUCCAAAUUGGUUACUUUCAUGAUGGAGCACCACAACACCAUCUUCCAAGUCCCUGACAAGCUGCGCCACCAAGUUGAGGAUCAUCUUUCCCACUUCCGAAGAGUUCAGAUCAAAUAUGCAGGUUCUGAUACAGACUUCAGCACAUCUCCAGCAUUUUAUAAACAGAUUGCCAGGGUGGAUUCAGAUCAGCCAAAGUUGAUUGGUACCCAGACUCCCCUGCAGGAAUUACUGGAAGGCCUGAUCUCUGACAAAGAUCUUCCCGCCAAGGACAAGAAGAGAAGACUAAAACAGUUCCAAAAGUCUUAUCCCGAAAUCUAUCGCAAUCGAUUCCCCGCGGAAGAAAGUAGAGCUGUUGAGAAAAACUCUCGCUUCAAACCUCCCCUCAUGUUUUUCAACCUCAAAAAAACAUCAAACCCUUUUCAGAGGAGCUGGAGUUUUAGGGCAUAAACUGUUAAUCUUCAAUAAUGGAACACCCAGUCCUCCCCACUCACGUCAUCACUACGAACUCCCAUCUUUACCGCAAACACAACAGAUUAGCAAACAAACUUAACAUAAACGACCACCACUGGCCCUGGUUUUGUUAAGCAUGAUGUGAAGUGUAUGUUACAUUCUUGACACCACAGAAUGCUCGUUAAACAAAAUAGUAGGUUUCACAAACCUUCAAAGAAAGGUUGACAAAAAGUUUGAAAAAAGUUACACUUUCCAAAAACAAUUUGUUCAUUAUGUUAUGUCAAUUGAAUUUAUUAUGAGCCAGUCGGAUCAACAAAUCGGCAAGUGCUGGUGCAAAAGAUUCAAAUACUUUGUGCUAGCUUGAGGAGCAGCUACUAGGUGUAGAGGGGCAAAACUGCCCAAGGAGGAAUAGAUUUGACCUUCAAACUUUUUUUUCUUUUUGCUUGUACUUGAAAUAUAGUUAGGUUGUAAUAACUAAACAGAAUACAGUUUAACUGUAGUGGUUUAGAGAGGAUCCAAAUUAAACGGAAUAAAGACUGAUGAAACUACUAACCAUCCUGAAAAUAGCAAAUAAUAGUGACAAAAUAUUAUACGUUUACAAUUCAAUAGCACUAAAAGAACCACUGCUGUUUGUUCCUAUGAAUUCAAAUAGUUGAGUACCUGUUAAGAUGUACUGUAAUGUAAAUUAAAAUUGUACUCAAAUGAGUUGUAAGCAUUUCAAAAAUAUCAGUGUUACUGGAUCUAAACACCAUUGAAUGUCAAAAUCAAAAUGUUAAAUUACAGUUACAUUCAGUUAGCAAACUAUACUGUAUGAAUUUGUUUCACUGACAUUCGCUGAUAUAAUUUUGUAUGUUUAAUUUGUCUUGCAAAUUAUUUUUUUAGCUGCUAGCGUUUGCUGUGAAAGUGUGUUUCGGAUGAUAAAUGUUAGUAGAAAUAAUGACAUUCAUACAUUCCAGAAAUUACAGUUGAAUAUCACAAAUGUUCACCCUUUCCCCUAAAACAAACUUAAAAUCGUAUUUAAUGCGCACUCUCAAUUGUGUUUUUCUUUUUUUAUACACAUACAUAAAUACAUACGGGACAUACUGUGCAGACUUUCUUAAUUGGUACAUAGAUAUUUCAAUGUUUCUGUAAAGUAUUUUUAACACUGCUGUGUAGUUAGUCAUGGUCACUUAAAGUUUGAAGAGAUGUUUUAUUUUUAUAAAUGCUAUUAUUCUUGGUUAAUACCCUCAAAUCAUUGAAAUAAUACUGGAAACAAUUGUUAUACUUGAACUUUGACUUUGCUGGAAAGUGAAACAUUCAGUGUGUAUUUGAUGUAGAUUUAUUCUACAAAUCUUACAUGUUAUUAGUCCUCUGAUAUCCCAAAUUUGAGAUUGGGGGCAUUAUUUUCCGCUGUAUGAUCAGAGCAUGAUUAUGACCAGAUUUCUUUAAAAAUAAAAUAAAUUGCACUGCAAGAUCAAAACAAAUACA
Syngnathus acus (greater pipefish) is the source of this 3193-nucleotide messenger RNA. Its product is annotated as DEP domain-containing protein 1B-like. Gene Ontology annotation, biological process: intracellular signal transduction. NCBI's taxonomy places the organism in Eukaryota, Metazoa, Chordata, Actinopteri, Syngnathiformes, Syngnathidae. Bases 134 to 1723 code for a protein of 529 amino acids. The transcript has 11 exons. The record is from RefSeq and is a predicted model, not a curated record.